AACCCGGGAGUCUGGCUGUAGCGCUGAAAAACUUGUUGUUGUCGGGCAAAAUGGCGUCAAACGUAGAGGCCCCGGAACGCUGGUACCUCGCCCUUCUCGGCUUUGCGGAGCAUUUCCGAACGUCUAGUCCGCCUAAAAUCCGUCUGUGUGUGCACUGUUUACAGGCAGUGUUUCAAUUUAAACCUCCACAGCGGAUCGAAGCCCGGACACAUCUCCAGCUAGGCUCGGUUCUCUACCACCACACCAAGAACAGCGAGCUGGCCCGCAGCCACCUGGAGAAAGCGUGGUUUAUAUCGCAACAAGUCCCACAGUUUGAGGAUGUUAAAUUUGAAGCUGCCAGUAUUUUGUCUGAACUCUUCUGCCAACAGAACUUGGUUGACUCUGCAAAACCCCUACUGCGCAAGGCCAUCCAGAUAUCACAACAAACACCUUACUGGCAUUGCAGACUGUUGUUCCAGUUGGCGCAACUUCAUACUCUGGAGAAAGACUUGGUGUCAGCAUGUGACCUGCUGGGUGUUGGAGCUGAGUAUGCUCGAGUGGUUGGGUCAGAAUAUACCAGGGCAUUGUUUCUACUCAGCAAAGGAAUGCUGCUGCUAAUGGAAAGGAAACUCGGGGAGGUGCAUCCUCUUCUCACACUUUGUGGAACCAUUGUUGAAAACUGGCAGGGAAACCCCAUCCAGAAGGAGUCGCUGAGAGUCUUUUUCUUAGUUCUACAGGUCACACACUACCUGGACGCUGGGCAGGUGAAGAGUGUGAAGCCGUGUCUGAAGCAGCUGCAGCAGUGCAUACAGACCAUUUCCACACUCCACGAUGAUGAGAUUCUGCCCAGCAACCCAGCUGACCUCUUCCACUGGCUGCCCAAGGAGCACAUGUGUGUCCUCGUCUAUUUGGUCACAGUCAUGCACUCCAUGCAAGCGGGGUAUUUGGAGAAAGCCCAGAAGUACACAGACAAGGCUCUCAUGCAGCUCGAGAAACUUAAAAUGUUGGACUGCAGCCCCAUCCUCUCCACCUUUCAAGUCAUCUUACUGGAGCACAUCAUCAUGUGUAGACUUGUCACGGGGCACAAGGCUACUGCACUACAAGAGAUCUCACAGGUGUGUCAGCUGUGCCAACAGUCCCCCAGGCUAUUCACCAACCACGCUGCUCAGCUUCACACUCUAUUAGGUCUGUACUGUAUUUCAGUUAACUGCAUGGAUAAUGCAGAGGCACAGUUUACGACAGCCUUGCGGCUCACCACACACCAGGAACUGUGGACAUACAUCGUAACCAACUUGGCCAGUGUCUACAUAAGGGAAGGAAACAGACACCAGGAGCUGUAUAGCCUCCUGGAGAGAAUAAACCCAGACCAUAACUUCCCAGUAAGCUCCCAUUGCCUCCGUGCUGCAGCCUUCUACAUCAGGGGACUCCUGUCCUUCUUUCAAGGACGCUACAAUGAGGCAAAACGCUUCCUGAGGGAAACCCUGAAGAUGUCGAACGCUGAGGAUCUGAACAGACUGACUGCCUGCUCCCUGGUUCUGUUGGGCCACAUCUUCUAUGUAUUGGGCAACCACAGAGAAAGCAACAACAUGGUGGUACCUGCCAUGCAGCUCGCAAGCAAGAUCCCGGACAUGUCUGUCCAGCUCUGGUCUUCAGCCCUGUUAAAAGACUUGAACAAGGCCCUUGGUAACACCAUGGAUGCUCAUGAAGCAGCCCAGAUGCAUCAGAACUUCUCCCAGCAGCUGCUACAGGACCACAUUGCUGCCUGCAGCCUCCCUGAGCAUAACCUUAUCAGUUGGACUGACGGCCCUCCUCCUGUCCAGAUCCAAGCCCAGAAUGGCCCAACCACCAGCCUCGCAAGCCUGCUAUGAGAAAACCCCUGUCUAAGACAACAGUAGUUUGUAUUAUAAGCAACAGACUAAUGCUGACCACCUGCUGUCAGGCCACUGUAGCUGAGAUAUGAAUGGAUUUUAACAGGUCCCUGAGUUCAGGCCUUCACUUCAUUAGCCUCUCAACAUUGCUUCCUGAUUGUCCGCUAUAACACUUUUUAAUUGUUAACACAACUACAACUACUGUUCAUGUAUUUCAUGCUCUCAGACAGCAAAGAUGCUACUCUUGAUUAGAGCAGAGGAGGACGCGUGGAGAUAAGUUAACGGGCUUCCUUGCCUGAGAGAAAGACAGCCCUUCUCUGUGUUUCUUUCCCGUUUGGUGGAAAACAGAGGGGGAAGGUUGGGGACAUGUAGAGAAAAUUAAUUUAUUCAUGUUGAUAUUUUUGUAACUGCUGGUAAAUAUUUUACAUCUUGCCUUUUGUUUGUAAACAUCUUGUUUUUUCAUGCAUGGAAGUUACUGAUGUUGACUCCCUGUACAUUAGUUUCAGACCUGGGUUCCUAACAAGACAUUCUUAGUAGAUACAUUUUGCACAAAUCCACGUUAGAAAGAGUAGGGACGACUUGUAAUAUAUUUUCACACAAUAAUCAGUUUGAACGUUUCAUGAUGCAAACAGACACUGUGCAUUGUAUUGGGAUAUGCACUGUGCUGUGUGCAGUUCCUCCAUGGACCAGAACAUGCCUCACUUGGGUCUGUUAAUGAGCAAUGUUUAAAUACUUCAAUUUUAUAUCAUUUGGUGGUUAGGAGCUGCCACAUACCUGUUAAAACAACACACCUAAAAUAACUUUUUGAAGUUCAAUAUUCUAUGAAAACCCUUUUGAUGUAUUCAUUUUUACAGAUUGAUGAGCUAAAGUUAACCCUCGAAUAUUCAAAAGUCAACUUAUUUUAUGUUGUUAUAUUUUAAUUUGUCUUGAUUGUUCUACUAAAGGGUUUCUUUUCAGUAUGUUUGUAUAGAUUUGCCACUCGUCAAACCUUUAUUGUACAGUGACAUUUUAUAAAGUCAAUUUAGUAAAGUGUGAUAUGUAUUUUUAGCUAUCCUCUGUAGAAAUCUCAAUGCUUGGUAUCUAAGGCACUCUGUACGGACACAGUUUAAGCUCGAGUACUAGCCAUAGACUAUUCUAUCCAAUGCCUAUGUUUUUAAUUCUUAUGUUGUUUUCGAUAAUUUUCCAAUAAAAAUCUGAUUGAAACGUUA
Messenger RNA from Notolabrus celidotus (New Zealand spotty), 3055 nucleotides. RefSeq names its product MAU2 chromatid cohesion factor homolog. NCBI's taxonomy places the organism in Eukaryota, Metazoa, Chordata, Actinopteri, Labriformes, Labridae. Gene Ontology annotation, molecular function: double-stranded DNA binding; protein binding. The record is from RefSeq and is a predicted model, not a curated record. The transcript is spliced from 18 exons. Gene Ontology annotation, cellular component: SMC loading complex; chromatin. Gene Ontology annotation, biological process: maintenance of mitotic sister chromatid cohesion; mitotic sister chromatid cohesion. The coding region runs from base 51 to 1847 and encodes 598 amino acids.